Messenger RNA from Musca domestica (house fly), 8702 nucleotides. RefSeq names its product protein RUFY3-like. Gene Ontology annotation, molecular function: metal ion binding. The record is from RefSeq and is a predicted model, not a curated record. Gene Ontology annotation, cellular component: cytoplasm. Bases 1224 to 3794 code for a protein of 856 amino acids. The transcript is spliced from 8 exons. NCBI's taxonomy places the organism in Eukaryota, Metazoa, Arthropoda, Insecta, Diptera, Muscidae.
UCAAUUAUGCCAAUAAAUGCUUUGUUGUUCAAGAAAUCAAAGUGGAUAUGUUGGAACGGCAUCCAUUUCGAGUCUGACCUUUUGCCUGUCUGUCUGACGGCUGGUAAACUCGACGACUCCCAAGGGUAUAACUGAUUUCACCUUUUAUACCCUCUCACAUAUUCUAAUAUUCUGUUCAUCUAUACAUAUCUCUGUAUGCAUAGUAUUAAUAAUAAAAAUGUAAACUUAUAUUAUACAUUUGGCAAACUUAAGAUCUAUUAUCCACUCCUUUUAUAAAUUCAAGUUAUGUCAUUAACAUCUAGUUUCGAAACCUACUGUUAUUUUAUAUCCUGUUAUCUAAAAUUUAACACUGCCACCCACCACUAUUGCCAGAUGUUUUCAAAGUGACAAUACGAUGUGCUUCAAAAUCAACCCCUUUUAACUGCUACCAAAAGUGGUUGAAGCAACAGCACUCACAAACAUUUGACAAUUAACCUGCUGCAUCAAAAACAAACACCCCCACAAAUGUCAAAGUAAACGAUUAAAACGACAACCAAAGAACCAUUGCCAAACCAUUCCACCACCAUCCACUGAAUUAAAAUACCAGAGUCGUAUUUAAACGAAUAAAAGAAAUGUCAAUUCUACUUCGCAAAAGCCCGAUGUAUGAAUACGAUGGAAUAGAAAUAAUGAGUACAUUCAGCAGCAGCAAAUAGUCCUCGUCUAAGAAGUGGUGGUUACAUAUUUUGGUGAAAAAAAGCAAAAAAAAAAAAAUAAAUAAAAUUAUUAUUUAGUACAAGUUACACAAAAAAAGAAGCAGUGGAAUAUUCAAAGGCAAUCUAAGCGAAACAAAUGUUUUUAUGUUUGUUACUUUAAGUUUGGUGUUUGUGUUGCAAAUUUUCAUCAUUCCAAAAAGUUGCAUAUUUUCAAUUAGCAAAAAUUGAAUGCCUAAAAUUAUACCACAAUAAAGAAAACAUUUUCCAAGAAGAAAUUUGAUUUGGUGGAGAAAAGCCCAAAACAAAAGAAAAACUAAAUAAAAAGCAAGACGAAGCAGAAGUUUCAAGAACAAGUACCUAAAUAGUACAAUACCACCCCAGAAUCCUCAAUCAGCGAUAUUUUUAAAACGCAAAAACGGACAACUGAUACUCAGAUCAGUCAAAUUAAAAUUGGCUCAUUAAAUUGGACCACAGUGAAACUGAAUUGCGAAGCAACAAAAAAUAUACGAAAAGCAAGUUAAAGCUGUGAAUAUGCGUGCGUUGAUCGAGGAUACAAAGAAACUGAGUGUGAAUAAUAAUAAUAACAACAACAAUAAUAGCAACAGCAGCACCAGUACCAGUGGUGGUGGUAUUGUCAAGACUACAACAACAGGAAACAACAGUAGAACUAACAGGACAUCUGGAACGGCAACUGCAAGAAACAAUCUUAGUGGUGCCAGCAAGACAAAUCAAACGCAAUUGAAACAAAAGCAACAACUUCAACAGCAGCAGCAACAAAGUGCAGCAACCAAGACAUCCUUUACUAAUAAAGCUAUGCAACAACAACAAAAACAGCAACAAACGACAAUAACAAAUACGAGUACCAACAGUAAUACAAAAACCACAAAUUGCCCUCCCCCAGCUGGGGUGAAACUACGUGCAAAACAGCAACCACAAAAGCAACAACAGCAGCAGAAACAGCAACAACAACAACAGAAUCAGAAAAGCGAUAAUCAUCACAACAACAAUUCGUCAUCAUCAGCUGCAGUUGUGGCCACAGGAAAAGUUGAUACCUCAUCUUCGUCACCUGGCAAAGCCCUAUCUAAGCCACCCUCUCAUGGCACAACCACAAGCGAAGAAAUUUCUGGUGGUGUCCAAGACACCAUUUAUUUAUGCAACUUUCGGGUAUCCGUCGAUGGUGAAUGGCUAUGCCUAAAAGAGUUGCAAGACAUUGACAGCACUCCAGCACCCAUCAGUGCUUCGUCGGGUGUAAUUUCUGGCAGUGGUGGUGGUGGUGGUAGCAACCGCAAUUCUCAGUACUUGCAAAAGAAUAAACGCUACUCGGCCGGUGAUCGUCACUCCUAUGCCGGCAGUGGCAGCGGUGGCCCUUUCGAGGAUAAUGCACGCGAUCCAGCCGAAAUCGAGCGCAGUAAUUUGGUAAAUAUCUGUAAAUUGGUAGUCAAAGAAUUGCUAGAACAAUCGGUGCGUUAUGGUCGUAUGUUGGACUCGGAUCAUUUGCCAUUGCAACAUUUUUUCAUUGUUAUUGAACAUGUACUGGGUCAUGGGUUGCGAACAAAAAAGGGUUUAUUGGGUCCACGCAAAGAAUUGUGGGAUCUGUUGCAGUGCGUCGAAACGUAUUGUCCCGAGGCCCAAGAUAUAACGGCUAGUGUGCGCGACUUACCCACCGUUCGCACUCACAUCGGUCGUGCCCGGGCCUGGUUGCGUAUAGCGUUAAUGCAAAAAAAGUUGGCCGAUUAUUUGCAGGCUCUGAUCGAGCAUCGUGAGGAUGCCCUUUAUGAUUACUAUGAACCACAUGCUUUAAUGAUGAGCGAUGAGAUUGUUAUAAUUAUGGGCAUUUUGGUGGGCUUAAACGUCAUCGAUUGCAAUCUUUGCGUUAAAGAAGAGGAUUUAGAUUCUCAACAAGGUGUCAUUGAUUUCUCAUUGUAUCUUCGUUCAAGUUCUCGCAAUAAUGACAUUGAAGAAGAAAAUCAACAACAGCAACAACAACAACAAACAAAUAUGGACGCCAAUGGUCAGGGUAACAUGAUUGCGGUUUUAGAUCAAAAGAAUUAUAUUGAGGAACUAAAUCGUCAUUUAAACGCAACGGUGGCAAAUUUGCAGGCCAAAGUUGAAUCUUUGACCACCACAAAUGCUUUGAUGAAAGAGGAUUUGGCUAUAGCCCGAAACAGUUUGUUAGCAUUACAAGCCGAAAAUCAGGCUAUGAGGCAAAAUUCUAUUGCAAAUGUCGGACCCCCAUCUCUUAAUUCCAAUCAAAGUGACAACAGCUCCAACAAUUCCAAAGAUAAUGACAAAAAUGCUGUUGAAUCACUAAAAACCGAAUUGGACAAGGAAAAGAAGAAAACCAUGGAACUGGAGAAAGAAUUGAAAUUACAAAUAGCUUUAAAGGCUGAAUCCGAUAUGGCCAUGAAACUCUUGGAAAAGGAUAUACAUGAGAAGCAGGAUACCAUUGUAUCUCUGCGACUGCAGCUGGAUGAAAUCAAACAAAUAAAUUUGGAAAUGUAUCGUAAAUUACAGGAAUGUGAAGAUGAACUCACGCAAAAGGGCGAAAUGGUAGCUCGUCUGCAAAACAAAGCCUCGCAAAUUGGCAACAUUCUACAAUCGCUAGAAAAGAAAUACGAAAGCAAAAUGGACACCUCAAUGAUGGGCUCGUCGUCGUCGGCAACGGGAAAUCCAGCGGAAAAAUCACCCACCAGUCGCCGGCAACAGAAUCUACAAAUCUUCGAAGCAUUAACCAAAAAACAUAAACAAGACAUUGGACCACCUAUGAAACGUUUACAUUUGAAAAUGGAUGGUAUACCGCCAUUUAAUCCUAACAAUUAUCGUAAAUCCCCCUCGGCCACAUCCGAGAAAUUCCAUGAAUCUAUACCGGAAGUAAAGACUCCAAUGUCAGCUAAAUCGCUUAAGCUGUGCAUGGAUGAGGGUACCGACAAUGGCACAGUGGCUGAAAAUAAUGUGCAUAAUAAAAAUUCAGAUUCAGAAAUGCUAACGGCAGCUUCAUUGCCCAAUAACAGCACCGCGACUGCAGCGAUAAGUGAAUUUUAUGAAUCUGAAGAAAAGAAGGCGACACCAACUCCUCCUCCACCAGCAACUGCUGUUAAUUAAGGAAAAUUAUUUGUAUCUCUCCCUCUGUUUAUCUUCUUUUAGAAGUUGAAAAUUUUGUUAGAUUAUAAAAAAUUUUAUUGCAUUUAGUAUUUAUUAUAUUUAUAAUAGAAAUUGAAAUGUAUUGGUAUAUUUUAUUUAAAGAUUUUCCAUAUUACUAUUGUUUUCGAAUUGUAAACAUUAAUUUUUAAGAUGAAAAGGGGAUUAAAAUUCGCUAAUUUUAUAACUUUGUAAUUAUCUUAAAUAUGCAAGAGUGAGUUCAAUACGCAUGUAACGUCAAUCUACACAUCAUGUAAGAGUCAUACAUAAAGUGAACUUUUCUACAUUUUAUAUUUAGUAUUUGUAAAACAUACUUUUGAGCUGUUCCUCCGACAAUUUUUAAACCUCAAAGGAUCGUUAUAUUAUAAAAGCUAAUACUACACAAUAGUAUGUAAUAUAUGUACACUUAAAUUAUAUAUUGAAUAAAUUGAUUUAUGCUGUACUUUAAAUAGUUUCUUCUUAGUAUAAAAAUUCUGAAAAGAACCUAAAAGUAUGCAAUAAAAAUGCUAGAUAUAAACGUGGAAUAAGUAACGUUACAUAUGACUCCAACAUAAUGUGUAAACUAAACUAUUUAUUAAGAAUUGCAAAAUAUCGCUCGUUUAUAUCCUGUACCCCACAUAGUACGGACAGUUUUUCUUUACGACGUAGCUGGUCGUGACGUUUUUUAGGGUAUUGAAAAUGGGGUAUAUCGGUCUACGCUUUCGCACUUUACAAUGGAAUUGUUUGGCAUUUGAAGUUCUUAAUGGUUACCAACCUACCAGGCAGAAACUGCUCUAUAUAGAUCCACGUAUUCGUAUUAUCCCCAUAUUACGUUGCUUCCGCGAUAUUCGGUGUGGUUGUAUUUCCUCCCCGUUAUUCGGGGAGUUAAAUUUUUCUCCGGAAAUUGUUUCAAAAUUUAUUCUUGGAUUUUGUAAUUAACACUACCAUCAGUUUCUACUCGAGAGUUAAACAUAUUCACGAGAGGGAGUGCUUGAAGAGUAGGCGUCAAAAUCAAACGCUAUAUUUUUCCAUUUUUUUUAAAUUUUAUUGAAAUUUAUUCAAACGGCCAAUGAAACCGUCACACGCUGCCCGAAUCUCGCUCUGCGGUUUUUUUUGCCCAUUCCCUGCAAAGCGCUUGCUUGAGGUGAUCAACACUUUGGUAUAUUUUAGUGCCAACCUUGCUUUCCAAAAUACUACAGACACAAUAGUCCAACGGAUUGGUAUCCGGAGAUUUUGGUGGCCAUUGUGCGCUGGAAAUAAAGCGAGGAAUCUCAUUUUGUAACCAUUCUUGGGUGGCGCGUGCUGACUGGGAUGGUGAUGGAAUGUCUUGUUGGAAUGUCCAAGGUCGCGGGCAAAUUGAUUGCGUGCCCAGGGCUUUAAUACACCCUCCAGGGUAUUUUCGCUAUAAUAUCCGGCAUUUAUUCUGAUGCCACGGUCGAUUAAUACGAGCGGAGAGCGACCAUCGGCUGUUAUGGCGGUCCACACCAUCACCAUGGCCGGCGCUUGAGUUCUGGUGGUCAACCGAAGGUGCACAUUUUCAGCUGACCUCUUUGUCAAGUAAACACGAUCAUUUUGUUUGUUUACAAACUGCUGGGCAACAAAUGCAGUCUGAAGUUGGCUGCAGUUUUUCAUCUCACUCUGUAUUUAUUAUGUUUUCCGUAGAUACAUUAUUAUUUGCUAUCGAUGGACUUUUAUAAGUCGGGAUUAAUGUUAUGCAUUCCAGCAAAACGUUGAUAGCCUUAUGUGCAACUUAUUACGAGUAAUGACUGCCACAUAUUCGAGGUAUAGUUCCCAGGUGACUUUUGCACAAUUUGAGUUAGUUAAUACAUUUUCAAAGCGUUCUGAAUCUUUUUUACUGGCUUAUAUUUUAACCAUUAUCUGGUAUGUGCAGAUAAGGUGCAUUAAGCCGAUUACAACCCAAGAUCUGUUUCACAACUCAAUUAAAAUACUACCUGUUAAAUUAUAUAUAGUCCCCUAUGUUAUUUUUAGAAUAAACCCUUUUAAACCUCUCUCUUAAAGUAGAACUUCUAUACUGCUUAUCGGGUUUAUCAUUUAUCGUUUCUCUUUGGAACGCACUCUAAUCAUUGCUAAAAUUUAAUAUUUCUCUUGAGAUAUUUUAAAAAUAAAUUUGCUUUAUUUUCCUACAUUUCAUAAUAUUGUUUUUUUUUGCUGAACUCUAAGCCACACCAAGAAAAUUCGUCGGAUGAGUAAGUUUAGAAAGGAGAGAACGUUUUGAGAGAAAAAGGGAGUCGAACCAACCUUUUCUUUUUUCAAACUUCUCUACAAAAAUCUUAUUCUACAUCUACUUAAUUAUGGUAUUAAAAUUUAAUUUCUAUAAUAUUUCUCAUUUGAAAAACAAAAAUUAAUUUGUAAAAUAUUUCUUAAAAUAAAGCAAGACAAUUAGAUGUAUUAUAAAGAAAAAUAUUUAAUUUAUUAUAUAUAAUAUAUUUAUAUUAUAAACACAAGUAAAUUAUGCCUUUAAAAAAAAAAACUAAAAUGUUAUGAAAAAAAAAAAAUAAAUUAUUAUAUAAAUUAUAUAAACGAUAGUAUAACAACACUAUUUCGAAAUAUUUUAGGUGCAAUUUAAACCUUUUUUGUCUUGAGGUUUAUAAAGCAUUUCAUUGCUAACUCAAAACAUUCUAUUUUUGCUGUCAAAAUUUCUAGUUGAUACAACCGGGUUUGAAUGAAAAUCUGUCUAUUUCAACGGAAACCUCUAAACAUUUAUAUUCAUUUUAAAUGGUUUUUUGGAACAAGAUUUCAGUUUUUUUUUGAAAAAUUAAAUCUUGUAUGAAUAGAAAACAUAUAUAAAUAAGCUCUAAAAUAUGUAUACAGGGUGCGAUAAAAAAGCUGCAAAAAAGUCAAACGCCAUAAUUUUUAAUUUUUUUUUCAAUUUUAUUGAAUGAAUGCAAAAAAAAAAGUCUGAAAUAGCAUUACAUUUUAUAAUUAGUUUAGAUUUGUUCGAAUUCGUCACCUUUGGCACGAAUUAAGGCCUUCGGUCAAUGAAACCGUCACACGCUGCCCGAAUGUUGCUCUGCGAUAUUUUGGCCCAUUCCGGCGAAGCGCUUGCUUGAGGUGAUCGACACUUUGGUAUUUUUUAGUGCCAACCUUGCUUUCCAAACUACUCCAGACACAAUAGUCCAACGGAUUGGUAUCCGGGGAUUUUGGUCCAACGAAUGUUUUCUCAUCGGAGAAAACCAAAUUCGGCAGUUCACCACUUUCGGCCAAGCGAAGCAACUCUUUAGCUCUUUUGAGUUGAUAUUCUUUCUGUUGCGGUAUAAGUUCUUUCACUUUUUGGAAUUUCAAUGGCUUUACCUCGAGCUCAUUUUUCAAUAUUUGCCGAAUGGAAUAUUGCGAUAUGUUCGGCUCACGAGCCAAUUUUCGGCCACUGCGACGCUGGUUUCGAUCAAGUCGCUUCUUUACUUUUCGAACCAUUUCUGCUAAUGUUGCUGUUUUCUUUCGUCCACUUCCUUGACGUCGGGCUACGCUACCAGUAACGUCACGGUAACGAGCGAUGGUACGAGACACAAAAGAUUUAUUCACAUUUAAAUGCUGGAGUGCUCUAACGAUAGCCACUUGUGGUUUUCCAGCCAAAUAUAAAGAAAUCAGACUAUCACGCUUGAAUUCUAUCACGAAUAACUUUUUUUUGGAAAAUGCUCACCAAAUUGCUUUUGUACGCUUGUAAACAAUAUGAUGAGCUGUCAUUUUAACAUAUGUCGGACGAGUGUCUUAGAAAUGACAGCAGUCUGAAGUUGGUUACAGUUUUUUCAUCUUACCCUGUAUAUUGGAUUAAAACUAUAUUUCGUUCGAUUAAAAGAAAAUCUUCGAAAUAAUCAAUUUUUUUUACUUUCAAUAUUUGCUCUGGCCUUGAAAAAAAUUCAAACUAGUAGAUUCUUGCAGGUACUGGAACAGACCAAUUUAUUUAAUUUAAAUUUUUUUCAAAUUUUCAAAAUAAUACUCCUCAUUUUGAAAUAAAGGAAUAUAUAAGAUAUUGUGAGUUCAAAUUCAAUACGUUGUCUGUGAGUUUUCUUCUUGGGAUUCCGAUCCCCAGCAAAGUGAACUUGUUUUAAAUUACAACUAUAAUAUUUCGAAUAGUAAUUCUAUACACGAAUGGUAUGGCUAAUGGUAUGUGGUACCUAGGACUUGUAUCCCAUGAAAAAAAAAAGAAAUCCUAGAUGUUGUAACAAAAAAAAAAUAAAAAACGUCAGUCGAAAGAAACUAAAGUAACAAUACAAACAAACAAAAGCAAAAAAGAAAAAAUAACUUAUCGUUAGUAAAAUGUUGAGAAAAAAAAUAUAUGUAGAAAAUAUUGGUCGAACAACUAUAUAUUAUGAAUACUAUAUUAUCUAUCUGUGUUGAAAGAUAUUAUAUUGAUUAUCCAAAAAGUAGAUUUUCAACUUAAAUUAUAUUCAAUAACAAAAAAAAAAAAAAAGAUGAAGAUGAAGAGAAGUAACAAAAUAUUUAGUAACUUAAUUAUUUUGGUAAUUUAAAAAACAAAAACAAGAAAAGUUGAAAACAAUAAUUAAAGGAAAGCUUUAACUUGUACCAUGCUUCAACUAACUUAUAAAAAUACAAACAUAAAUGCAUACUUAUAACCCAACACCCACUCAUUUACAUAUUUACUUCAUACAUAUAUAUUAUUAAACAUUAAUUAAAUGCAUAGUAUUUAGGUUUGCAUUAUUUUAUUUUUAAAUCAUUUUCAAACUAGAAUCUCAAAAGGUCAUAUAAAACCCACAACAAAUGAUGGAGUUGGAAUGUUAUGAACUAUAAACGAAUGUUUUUUUUUCUAUAACAUAUAUUUUUAGUUAAUUAAUUUUACUAAUUUCUUUACAAAAUUUAUUAACAACAUAACUAUAAUUUUUAAAAAUAUCUAAUAAAAAGAAAAUGUAUAAAAAA